AUGGCCGCCCCGAAAACUCGAAAGUUAAUGAAAUUUUGGCGGCCCGUGGUUCCGCGGGGCACCAAGGAACAUCUCCCUAUCGACCCGGUCUACCUGGCCCUAAAACAGGCCACCGGAAAAUAUGGCUCCCAAGGUGGGGUCAACGGAUCUCGUCGUGGAUCAUCAGCACAUCCGCUUGAUUCUCACUCUCCGUCACCAUCUACGCUAUCGCGUGUAUCACUGCAGGACUCUGGCUACGUCGAGAUGCCAAAAGCCAGUCCGCUUCUCGGCUCGUCACCACAGCUCGACCAUGCCGGCCGCAACCCGGCCCGCCGACGGGCCCCCAAGCUAUCGCAGCAGAUGAAGAGUCUGUCGCUCGACUGUGCCGACGUGCCGCCACGCGCCCAGCCCGGAGUGUCGCGUAGCCCAAUGAGCCGUGGAGGAGCCGUUCUCAGCGCUCGCGACGCAUCGUCGACUGGAAGGUUGCGGAAUGGAUCGUCCGAUUUGUCGGACUGGGAGCGAAGUUGCUCACCGCAGGUCAACACGAGUCGCCGAGGAUCGGCUCAGCCAGCCAGCAUCCAGCAGGGCGGCCACAUCGUCAUCCACGAGUACACCCCGUCCACCGGACAGCCCCUGUACUUGGGCGAGAAGUUGAUCGUCGUCAACAACGGGGACCCGGACUGGCUGCAUGGAUUUAGAAUAUCCGACCGCACCGAGCAGCUGAUCUCUUUCCCAGCAACUUGUGUCGGGAAGGUGAAGCCAGGGGAGCAGCCGAUGCGAAUCUCCCAAAAUGUCCUCAUCUCCGACAUUAAACUACGGCUGUAUAGGGAUCAGGUGGUCUUCGCCCAGCCCGACUCAAUCCGCGAGGGCAAGGUCCUGAUCCGCACCGAGCGCGACGUGUUCACCGCCUGCCGCCUCGAGUACCUUUCCAUCCUC
This is a messenger RNA of Mesorhabditis spiculigera, 915 nucleotides long. The record is from the annotation of a GenBank genome assembly. Lineage: Eukaryota; Metazoa; Nematoda; Chromadorea; Rhabditida; Rhabditidae.